Funneliformis mosseae is the source of this 164-nucleotide messenger RNA. The record is from the annotation of a GenBank genome assembly. NCBI's taxonomy places the organism in Eukaryota, Fungi, Glomeromycota, Glomeromycetes, Glomerales, Glomeraceae.
UCAAACUAGUCGAUGAGGAAUAUCUAACACAACAAUCAAUAAUUGAUGAUGACAAUGUGUUAGAAGAAAUAAUUGAUUAUAACAUAUUAGAAACUUUUACAUUCCUUUUACGUAAAAAGAAAAGAAUACAGCAACCUUUUAACAUAUUAUCAUGCAUAAUGAAG